CUUGCACACGAUUUUGCAGACCCACUCCCAUUUUGCGUAUAACAAAAUUUCCUUCUCCCUUCGCCUGGGGAGAGAGGUAGGUCCUCUCUCUCUCUCUCUCUAAUUUCGGCGCUGUUAUGAGACCUCCAUUCGCGAAGAAGACGAUCCAUGUUGUUUGAUAUAUUGGAUUGAACUGUUUUGAAAUUGAUGCUGUGGUUCACUGGUUGUUAAUUCUGUUUUAUUUGUUUUUAUUACUCCACUAUGGAGCACCUUCCUGUUGAAGUGAUUGGUAACAUAUUAUCUCUUCUCGGUUCUGCCCGAGAUGUUGUAAUUGCCUCUGCAACUUGCAAGAAAUGGAGAGAAGCAUGGCACAAUCACCUUCACAGUCUUUCAUUCAACUAUUGUGAUUGGCCCCUUUAUCAUGACUUAACCUCCAAUAGGUUGGAAAUACUCAUCACUCAGACAAUCUUUCAGACCAAGGCACUGCAGUUCUUGACCAUUUUCAUGGGUGAUGAGCACGAGUUCUCCGCUGCGCCGGUCAUUGCUUGGCUCAUGUACACUAGGGAUUCCCUGCGCCAAUUGCGCUACAAUGUCAGGACAACCCCUAGUUUCAAUAUUAUUGAGAAAUGCAGCAGGCAGAGGUUGGAGGUGUUGAUCUUGGCUUGCAACUCUAUCGCAGGCGUUGAGCCGAGUUAUUUGAAGUUUCCUUGCCUGAAGUUGCUUUCUCUGAGUUUUGUUAGCAUCUCGGCGUUGGAUUUGAGCCUUCUGCUCUCUGCGUGUCCAAAGCUUGAGACUUUGGCUGUGGUUAGUCCGGAAAUUGCAAUGUCUGAUUCGCAGGCUUCUGUGGAUCUUAGCAGUGUUUCUUUGAAGGAUUUCUUCAUUGAAUCGUUUAGUUCGGAUAAGUUUAUAUUGGAGGCGGAUUUACUUGAGAAACUUCAUUUGAAAGAUUGCACCUUUGAGGUUUUUGAGCUGAUUGGAAAGGGGACAUUGAAGGUGUUGAAGAUUGAUGAUGUGAGUGUCAUCCAUCUUGAUAUUGGGGAUGGCACAGAGAACCUUGAGAUUAUUGAUGUCUGUAAAUUCACAAUUAUGUGGCCAAAAUUUUAUCAUAUGAUCUCAAAAGCAUCAAAGUUAUAUAAGCUUAGGCUGUGGGGUGUUGUUUUUGAUGAUGAGGACGAGGUUGUUGAUAUAGAGACAAUUUCUGGUUGCUUUCCUCGGCUGACACAUUUGUCCUUAAGUUAUGAUUUAAGAGAUGGUGUGCUUCAUUAUGGCUUGCAGGGUUUGUCUUGUUUGAUGAAUGUGGUGGUGUUAGAACUUGGGUGGACUGUGAUUAGUGAUCUUUUCUCGGUAUGGGUAGCUGGACUUUUGGAAGGAUGUCCCAAUUUGAAAAAAUUGGUUGUUUAUGGUGUUGUUUCAGAGGUCAAAACACAUGAAGAGUGCCAAAUUCUUGCCAGAUUCUCUGAAUUCAUUAUCCAACUUGGAAGAAAAUAUAGGCAUGUAAAGUUUGAGUUUGAAUAUGAUUAGUGGUUUCUUUUAGUCCUUCUCAAAGUGAACGAAGAUCCUUGCGUGCCCCGUAAGCUUCUUUUGUCUGUUUUCUUCUGCCAUAAAUCACAAGAAUUCUUCAAUUGUAAAGUUAUAGAUUCUUUGUGUAUAAGAGUGAAUUUCAUUUUCCA
Cajanus cajan (pigeon pea) is the source of this 1649-nucleotide messenger RNA. RefSeq names its product F-box/LRR-repeat protein At1g67190. The record is from RefSeq and is a predicted model, not a curated record. Gene Ontology annotation, molecular function: protein binding. Lineage: Eukaryota; Viridiplantae; Streptophyta; Magnoliopsida; Fabales; Fabaceae.